GGGCGUACUAGCGGCGCUUUCCACUCCGGCAGACGCGCGGGCGCCCGGGCGCGGCGCCGCCGGCACCGGAGAGGCACGGCAGCCGCGGCGGGCGCCCGGGCGGGAUCGGCGCUGAGCCGCCUUCUCGGCCAGCUGGUCCCUGCGGCGGCUGCCCGGCGGCCCGGGCGGGCGGCCCUUCGCCAUGUACACCUUCGUGGUGCGCGAUGAGAACAGCAGCGUCUACGCCGAAGUCUCCCGGCUGCUUCUCGCCACCGGUCACUGGAAGAGGCUGCGGCGAGACAACCCCAGGUUCAACCUGAUGUUGGGAGAGAGGAACCGGCUACCCUUCGGGAGACUGGGUCACGAACCCGGGCUGGUACAGUUGGUGAAUUACUACAGGGGCGCUGACAAACUGUGUCGCAAAGCUUCUUUAGUGAAGCUAAUCAAGACAAGCCCUGAACUGGCUGAGUCCUGCACAUGGUUCCCUGAGUCCUAUGUGAUUUAUCCAACCAAUCUCAAGACCCCGGUUGCUCCAGCACAGAAUGGAAUUCAGCCACCGAUCAGUAACUCAAGGACAGAUGAAAGAGAAUUCUUUCUCGCUUCUUAUAACAGAAAGAAGGAGGAUGGAGAGGGCAACGUUUGGAUUGCAAAGUCAUCAGCUGGUGCCAAAGGUGAAGGCAUCCUCAUCUCGUCAGAGGCUUCAGAGCUUCUUGAUUUCAUAGACAACCAGGGCCAAGUGCACGUGAUCCAGAAAUACCUGGAGCACCCUCUACUGCUUGAGCCAGGUCAUCGCAAGUUUGACAUUCGAAGCUGGGUCUUGGUGGAUCAUCAGUAUAAUAUCUACCUCUAUAGAGAGGGUGUGCUUCGGACUGCUUCAGAACCAUAUCAUGUUGAUAAUUUCCAAGACAAAACAUGCCAUUUGACCAAUCACUGCAUUCAAAAAGAGUACUCAAAGAACUACGGGAAGUAUGAAGAAGGAAAUGAAAUGUUCUUCAAGGAGUUCAAUCAGUACCUAACAAGUGCUUUGAACAUUACCCUAGAAAGUAGUAUCUUACUACAAAUCAAACAUAUAAUAAGGAACUGCCUCCUGAGCGUGGAGCCUGCCAUUAGCACCAAGCACCUCCCUUACCAGAGCUUCCAGCUCUUCGGCUUUGACUUCAUGGUGGAUGAGGAGCUGAAGGUGUGGCUCAUUGAGGUCAAUGGUGCCCCUGCGUGUGCUCAGCAAAAGCCCAGGACCAGACGGUAAGCCAGAUGGUAAGGAAUUAACACCACUAUUUCAUAGAGUCUCCUAAAAAAUAGAAGAGAAGAAAAUACUCCUCAAUUGAGAAGAGUGUCUCAAUUGAGAAGAGUGUCCUCGAUUUUAUGAGGUCACUCUUAAUACUCUGAUACCAAAACCAGACAAAAAUGUCACAAGAAAAGCAAAUAGAAGACCAAUAAUCUCUUGGGAAUACAAAUGGAAAAAAUCUUCAACCAAAUACUAGUAAACCAAAUCCAGCAACAUAGAAAAAGGAUUAUACAUUAUGACUAAGUAGGACUUAUCCUAAGAUUACAAAGUUUGGAAUCACGUAUGUUCUCUUAUAAGUGGGAGCUAGGCUGGGCGUGGUGGCUCACUCCUGUAAUCUCAGCACUUCUAGGAGGCCAAGGUGGGCAGAUCAAAUGAGGCCAGGAGUUUGAGUCCAGCCUGGGCAACAUGGUUAAAUCUCGUCUCUAUUAAAAAUAUAAGAAUUAGCCAGGCAUGGUGGUGCAUGCCUGUAAUCCCAGCUACUCUGAUGGCUGAGGCACAAGAAUCACUUGAACCUAAGAAGAGGAGGUUGCAGUGAGCUGAGAUUGCACAACUGCUCUCUAUCCUAGGUGACAGAGCAAAAUCCUGUCUCAAAAAAAAUUAAAAAAUGGGAGUUAAACAGUGGGUACACAUGGACAUAAAGAUGGGGACAGGCCAGGUGCAGUGACUCAUGCCUAUAAUCCCAGCACUUUGGGAGGCCAAGGUGGGCGGAUCACAAGGUCAGAAGAUUGAGACCAUCCUGGCUAAUAUGGUGAAACCCCAUCUCUACUAAAAAUACAGAAAAUUAGCCAGGCGUGGUGGCAGGCGCCUAUAAUCCCAGCUACUCGGCAGGCUGAGGCAGGGGAAUUGCUUGAACCCGGGAGGUGGAGGUUGCAGUGAGCCGAGAUUGCGCCACUGCACCACUGCACUCCAGCCUGGGUGACAGAGACUCUGUCUCAAAAAAAAAAAAAAAAAAAAAAGAUGGGAACAGCAGAUACUGGGGACUACUAGCGCCAAGAGAGAAGGAGGGGAGCAAAGAUUGAAAACUACCUAUUGGAUACUAUGCUCACUACCUGGGUGACAGGUUCAACCAUACCCCAGACCUCAGCAUCACGCAGUAUACCUUUGUAACAAACUUGCACAUGUACCUCCCGAUUCUGAAACAAACGUUGAGAAGGGGAAAAGAAAGAAUGCAAAGUUUGUUUAACUUACAAAAUUUACUUAAUAUAAUAUACCACUUUAAUAGGAAAAAAAGGACAAAAAGCACAUGAUCAUUUCAAUAUACACUGAAAAAGCAUUUGGCAAUACACAACACUCUUUCUUGGAAAAAACCUCUCAACAAACGAAAUAAAUUACUUCCUCAACUUGAUAAAGAGCAUCUUUGGAAAAACCCACAGCCUACAUCAUAUUAAUGGUGAUGUGAAAGCUCCAGUUGGGAACUUUCUUCCCAAUAUCAGGCACAAAACAGUUAUAUUUAUUCUUGUCACUUCAACAUUGUACUAAAUGUUAUAGACAGAGCAAUUAGACAAAAGGAAGGAAGGAAGAGUGCGCAUUCAGAUCGGAAAGGGAGAAGUAUGACGAUCUCUCUUUGCAGACGACAAGAUAUCAUAUAGAAAAAGUCCUAAGAAAUCCACUAACGCUGAUAGAAUGUUCAGCAAGAUUGCCAGACACAAGAUCAAUAUACAAAACUCAAUGGUAUUUCUACAUAUUACAAACAACUUGAAGUUAAGAAAACAAUUCCAUUUAUAUCAACAUCAAAAAGAAUGAAAUACUUAGGAAUAAAUUUAACAAAAGUUCAUUUCUACACCAAAUACUACAAAACAUCUCUGAAAGAAAUUAAAGAACACCUAAAUAAAUGGAAAGACAUCCCAUGUUUAUGGAUUGGGAGACAAUUAUUGUUAGGAUGAAAAUAGGCCCCAAAUUGAUCUACAGAUUGAACACAAUCCUGAUCAAGAAUCUCAGCCUUCUUUGCAGAAAUUGACAAGUUGGACAGGGCAUGGUGGCUCACGCCUGUAAUCCCAGCACUUUGGGUGGCCGAGGCAGGUGGAGCACUUGAGGUCAGGAGUUCAAGACCAGCCUGGCCAACAUGGUAAAACCCCGUCUCUACUAAAAAUACAAAAUUAGCCAGGCAUGGUGGUGCAUGCCUGUAAUCUCAGCUAUUUGGGAGGCUGAGGCAGGAGUUGGAGGUUGCAGUGAGCCGAGAUCAUGCCACUGCACUGCAACCUCAGCAACAAGAGCGAAACUCUGUCUCAAAAAAACAAAAAACAAAACAAAACAAAAAAAGAGAGAAAGAAAUUGACAAGCUAAGCUGGUGCUAAAAUCCAUAUUGAAAUACAAAGGAUCAAAGAAAUCUGGAGAAAGAAGAACAAAGUUGGAGGAUGUGCACUUCCUGAUUUCAAAAUUUAUUACAAAGCUAUAUUAAUCAAAUCUGUGUAGUAUUGUAGACAGACAUACAGACAAAUGUAGAUAGACAUACAGAUCAAGAGAAUAGAACUGAGAGUCAAAAAUAAACCCUUGCAUCUAUGGUGAAUUGAUUUUCGACAAGGAGGCCAAGAAAAUUUGAUGAGGGAAAGAAUAGUCUUUUUAACAAAUGGUGUUAGGACAACUGGCUACCCACAUGGAAAGGAAUAAAGUGAUAUGCCUUUCUCACCCCAUAUACAAAAAUUAGCUCAGAAUGGGUCAAAGACUUAAAUGUAAGAGUUGAAACUACAAAACUCUAAGUAGAAAAUGUAGGUAAAAAUUCCCAUGAUUGAAAAAGAUCCAGUAUUUGAUAGCACAACAGGGUGACUGCAGUCAGCAAUAAUUUGUUGUACCUUUAAAAGUAACUGAGGAAGUACAAUUGGAAUGUUCAUAACAUAGAAAUGAUGAAUGCUUGAAGUGAUGGAAACCCCAUCUAUCCUCCUGUGAUUAUUACAUUGUAUGCCUGUAUCAAAACAUCUCAUAUACCCCCUAAAUAUGCUAAUUAUGUACCCAUAAAAAUGUUUUAAAAUCCUCAUGACCUUGGAUUACACGAUGAUGUCUUACAUAUGAUAUAAAAAGACAGGCAACAAAAGAAAAAAAACACACUUCAAAACUAAAACGGUUUGCUUCAAAGGACACCAGCAAGAAAGUAAAAACCCACAGAAUGGGAGAAAAUAUUUGCAAAUCAUGUAUCUGACAAGGACUAGUAUAGGUUAUAUAAAGAACUACAACUACUCAGUUGGCUGGGCGCGCGCGGUGGGUCAUGCCUGUAAUCCCAGCAUUUAGAGAGGCAUAGGCGAGAGGAUCGCUUGAGGUCGGAAGUUCAAGACCAGCUUGUGCAACACAGACUCCCGGCUCACAUUUUUUAUAAAAAGUGAUAUAGGAAGGAAAAGUACCAGGUGAACCAGGAAAAGGGGAAGUUGACAGUAAGGAGGGACUCUCAGGGACAGAAGGAUACUGGGUAGUGGUGGUUUAACUGUUUUGUGGUGAUGGCUGCAUGGUUGUAUACAUAGGUCAAAACUUAACACGUACACUUUAAAUGUGUGGUUGAUUGCAUGCCAGUUAUAACGCAAUAUAGCUGUUAAACACACACACAAUGAAGUUGAAAGGCCAGCAGCCAUUACCUGGUUAACAGUGUUCUGGGGAGGUAAAGGCUCACAGGGACGCAAAGGAUCUUCAGGCUGUAAAUCCAGUUGGACGCCCCGCUGCCCUAUCCCCUCCAUCCGAGACCGCCCGAUACCUAUCCCACCUCCCUCCCCAGGCCUCCCCCAGGACUCCAGUCCAGAAGAUGCGAGGAGGUUAGCGGGGCCCGACCACUCCUUGGCUUCCCAGGGAUGAGCCUCGCGAGUUAGGAGUUGGGUAGAGUCAGCCCCGGGCCUGGCAUCCGCUUUUUCGUUGAAGCAACAACUUUG
Molecule: messenger RNA, 5112 nt
Organism: Rhinopithecus roxellana (golden snub-nosed monkey)
Lineage: Eukaryota; Metazoa; Chordata; Mammalia; Primates; Cercopithecidae
Gene: TTL
Product: tubulin tyrosine ligase
Exons: 7
Coding region: 182-1225 (347 amino acids)
Biological process (GO): protein modification process
Source: RefSeq, a predicted model, not a curated record